AUGCCACAUCUAUCAAAGCCUUAUAAAAUUUCCUCCUUUAUGCCCUAUUGUAAACCAUCCAUUGAAAGAUUGGAUAACUUACCAACACCUCCAAACAGACAAGGUGGAACCUGUGAAAAUGGAUGGCAGUGUUGGCUGUAUCAAAGCUCUCAUUUGGAAGUUCUUGACUGUCGAAAUGGUAACUGUAUCUCAUCGUGGAAUUGGAAGAAAGACUCAUCUGCUACGAUAGUUGGGGUAGAUGAAUUCUCAUCGCAUAAUUCAAACAUGUUAGUGAUGGCUAUAUCAACCACAACCAACAGCUUUCUGCGUGCAGACAGUGGAUUACUUUAUCUUUAUGAUCCUGCUAUUUCUCGAGUUGUUAAAGCAAUCGAGUUACCAUUUACUCCCACCUUUGUUUCUACCAUGACAACCGAUGGUGGCCCAACAGCUACUCCGGCCAACUUUGGCAAUGCUUUAAGGCUUUUUUUUGGUGUUGUAGCCCUUGGUGCUGUUGAUGGCAGUAUUUAUUUACUUGACAUGGGGAUGGACGAUCAAAGUUUAGUUUGUGAUGAAAGUUGCCCUAGAAAUGUUCAAAUAAUUGAUGCUGGCACAACGGCAGACUAUGCUACACUCCGUUCAACUGCAAGGAAAUAUCAAAUGCAUCUAUGUUUGCGUUUAGGAGCCAAAUUUCAAGAGAAUGGAAAAUUCUGUUACUUCUAUUCCGACUUCAAACAGUAUCGCAGUUUUUCAAAGAAGGAAGCCGAAGUUACCUGUUUAAAGUAUAUUCAGCAAAUCAAUUGUAUUGUUGCGGGUUUAAAAUUCGGAGGGAUUCAGUUCUACAACUUAAAAGAUUACUCAUUAAUACAUAGCGUAAAUGUCUUUUUAGAUGAUACUAUAAAUGGAAUUCCUAUUACCCAUUUUGUAUAUCAAGAACCAGAAGAUGAUCCUAAGCCAUUCUGCUAUUUAUGGGCUGCUUCAGGGUCGUCACUGAAAGACUCAACGAACCCUUCUAGUUCUGCUGUAAUAAAAAUGUAUCAACUAAAAUUUAGCCAGCGUGAAAAAUUAACUGAAAGAUUUUAUUACAUGGCUCUUGAAUCCUGCCACCCAGUAUUCACUCACACCUUAUCCAGCAAUUGCUAUUCACUAUUGAAUGACGCAAAUGAUAGCCGUUUGAUAUCGUGUUUUGCUAUUGAACGACCGAUUCGAGAUAAUGAUGGAGUUAAUGUAAAUUCUACGCUAGCGGCUUUUAUUUGGGAAUCGUAUAAUAUUGGGUCUAGUGCCUCACCUGUUUGUUACAUUGGCAUAUUCAAUAUCAACGUAUGGUAUCACAUGCAUUUACCGUCUUACUUAAACCCUAGCUAUGUAGAUAAGAGUGGUGCUUGUCCUUUUUUUGCAUUUACCGAUAUGACAGAAGUAGCCCAUUCUGCUAUUGCUGAUAAUAUUCUACCUAAAUUUUUUGGGGUAGAUACGCUUUUUGUAAUGGACACAGGACUGAUAGAAGUUGAAUCGUUAGGUGUUCAACUCAAUGCGUUAGCUACUUUAAACAAUGAUGGUCCUUCUGCUCUAAGAAAUCCACAAGACAUUUUUCAAGCUUUUGGCAUGGCUGGAAUUUUACCAGCGAGUGUAGAUACCAAGACAACUAAUGCUGCAGAGCAACGCUUAGCAAUCUUAACAACUUGCUUAGAAGAAGGGUCAUCAUCAUUUAUAUCCUCCUGUAUUAAGACUUGGUCUAACAUCGAUUACUCCAAAUCUGGAUGCUCUCUACGUCUUGUGCUAGAAUGGGCUUGGUUAUUAGUAAACAAUUACAAAAAUUCGCUUGACGAAUUGUGCGAACCAAUCUUCGACGGAAGAGCUUUAAGUAUUGGAGAUAGCACCUAUAAAACUUUGCGCAGAUAUUCUGGAUUAUUUCGUUAUUUGACUUUAAAUUUUUGUGGUCUCAUCGAUUAUUCCGAUAAUACAACGGAACAAGGUGUGGCUGAAAUAGAAAGCAAAUUGCAAGCAACCUUAUUUAUUAAUGAGUGGCUUGACGUAUUACUUUGGCUUCUUGGUAAUGAGAUCUUACCAGAAGUAGCAGAGGAAGUUGCCUCAUCCGAUACUAGCCUGGUCUGUUUUCCUACUAAGGCUAUAUUUGCCGAAUAUCUGGAAGCCCGAAGGCAACUUUUAUAUACAGAUCAAGGGGAAUUAAGAACGUGCGAUACAGGAUUAAUGAUCGAUGGGAUAAUCGCACUACUAAAAAGUCCGGUAGAUGAAAUUUGGGGUCCUAGCGCAAAUGGACGCGGAGUCUACCCUCCUCCAAGCUUACAUAUUUUUUACGCGUUGCUGGACUUAGGAAAAAAGUAUGAAACUUUUAGUGAUCUUGCUUCAGAAUUCGCAAUUAGAUUCGGAUUAGAGAAAGGUUUAACGAAGCUACUUUAUGGCCUCUGGUUACUAGAUGGGCAUCAGUUCGAUUUUGGUGGCGGAGGCAUUAUCACUGCAGACGGACACCUGACGGAGAUAUCAGGAAUAAUAAGCAGUGAUGAAGACAUUGCAAAAUUUACCGAAUGGUUGGAAAAGAAGUCACAUCCUUCUAAAUAUGAAUUGCUAGUCGAUUUUUAUGUCCAACGCGGACGCUAUCCAGAAGCAGUUGCUGCUAUGGAAAGACUGACCACAAGAGCAAUGGACGCCCCUAACUAUGAUAUGGAUCGUCUUCGCUCGAUGAAUAUUGCGAUCAACGGAAUAAAGCAAACUAUUCCGAAUAUUCACCAAAAGUUACUGUCCAUAAAGUCACCACAUACACCAAAUGAAAAAUUUACAAAAGAUUGCACGCCACUGUCGGUUGACAUGAAAUACUCUCAAUUUUCGAAUCGAUCGUCGACGGAAAUGUUAGGUAAAAUCGUAACAAAAGUGGAGGAAGUUAGGCGUAGUUGUAAAACCAGAGCAACAAAAUUUUUGCCUUUUAUUAGUCCCCCCCUACUUCCUUCCGAUAGCCGAGAAGCCAGGCCAGCAUAUAGUUCCUAUUCGCAAGAGCAACUCAGUCGUAUGGAAUUAUUGCGGAAAUUGACUGCAGAAAACAAAGUAGUUAAAAAGCAUGUACAAUUAAAUCUUGGCGAUCAAAAAGAUAUCUUGGCUAAUAACAUUGGAAACGAUGUUAGGAAAGGUGUUAUGCCGCUCCCUGACACCGUAUUAAAAGUACACCAUAUCACACCGAAAUCAGAUAAAUAUUUUGCAACUAGAACUGAGAAUAGAGCUAUCGGAGGCAUGCCCAGUAAUUUAGAAGGCGCUAUUGAACCAUCUAGUACUCGAGCAUCAAGACCUUUUUCAGCUAGACCGCGUGUCAGUUUUAAAGACCAACAGCAUCAUAACUCUUCAUCCGACGAUAGUAGUUUGAUGGAUUCUAAAGAUAGUCAGAGUAUGGAUGUGGACAUACAAGAAGAAUCAAUUAGCGAUAAAAAUGACUUAGAUAAUGACUCUGAUGAUGGUCCUGAAGUCAUCCUUUUAGAAGGUACUCCAUUAACAACAAAUGAUAAAGUGACCGCAAGACGCACGAAGGGCGAAUCUUCAGUAGCUCAUCCCUCGCGCAGCAGUGCUGUGGCCUCCUUCGUAGAUGACAAUGAAGAUGUUUCUGAUGAGAACUUGGACCCAGAUAAUGACAGUAACAUCCAUGAGAUGGAUAUUAUCCCAUCAUUGAAGGAUAAUCCUGAUAUUUUCCGUAUAAGUACUACUGCUCCUGUUGUCAGUACUUCAAGUAUAAAAGAACCGAAAACUCCGAAAACUCUUGAUAGUUUACCAAUUUUGAACUCUGAAUUUGGUGCCUUGGAUUCCACCCAUGACAAAAGUUUUCGAAUGAAAUUAAGAAGUUCUGAUGAUAUUUCUAUGUUAUCCUCUGAACUAUCGCCUACAAGUACUAUAGAUCUCAGUGCUAGGUCGAUUUUAUCAUCUACUUUGGCAAUGGCUCAUUACAGAGUGCCUCAACAUUAUCGAUCCAUCCUGGAACACUCUCCACGAGUAACGCGAUCUAUGAGUAAAAAACUGGCCAAGAUUGCGUCUGGAAAAUCAAGUGUUGCGGAGCCUUCUUUCAGUCAGCAAAGUCAAGUAAAUUCAGAAAAUAUACCAAUGAAAUCAGCAAGAAAAAUGAAAUCGAACUACUCCAGGAUCCCAGAAACUAACCGGGCGGAAAUUGAGACUUCAAAGAAAGCUAGUUCGAAUUUUUCAAAUAGCCCUUUAUCUUUCAAAAUGCCCGCCAAAAUUUUAGCACCAACAUCUUCGCAACCUCAAAAGACUACUAAGAAAGGAGUUAACCUAAGAACCAAAAGCAGGAGAAAGAGUGCUCGAAGAUAA
Molecule: messenger RNA, 4296 nt
Organism: Trichoplax adhaerens
Lineage: Eukaryota; Metazoa; Placozoa; Uniplacotomia; Trichoplacea; Trichoplacidae
Exons: 31
Coding region: 1-4296 (1431 amino acids)
Molecular function (GO): protein binding
Source: RefSeq, a predicted model, not a curated record